This is a messenger RNA of Phytophthora nicotianae INRA-310, 1455 nucleotides long. RefSeq lists its product as hypothetical. Lineage: Eukaryota; Oomycota; Peronosporomycetes; Peronosporales; Peronosporaceae. The transcript has 3 exons. The record is from RefSeq and is a predicted model, not a curated record. The coding region runs from base 1 to 1455 and encodes 484 amino acids.
AUGGAGCCCAGCCCCUCUACAAGCAGCAGCAUGCUGCGUCUACCCAGUCGCUUCCAAGUUCAUCUUGCCAAGUUGCACAAGCAAGAGGUGGAGAUCCAGCAGCUGGAACGUGAUAAACUCGAGCAAAUGCAGCGUAUCAGCGAGUUGGAAGAUCAGGCGCAGCGUUCGAAUCAACUGAGUGAAAAACAAGAUGCUGUCAUUUCCCAGCUACGCACUAAGCUCGCUGACCACGACGACGAAGACUUAAAAGCAGCUCACACCAUCGACAUGCUGACGCGGCAAGUGGAGAAGCUUCAAGUGGCCACGGCACGAGCAGAAGAGGCUCAGCGUGACGCGGAAGCAGACUAUAUACUUCGGCACUUUGUUGGAGACGACGAUGGUGCCGGCACAGGCCCUUCGACACUGGAGGAGCUACAGUCUGAGCUGACGCGCGUGGCUUUUGCUGAACAGCAGAGUUCGCGUCGAGUUGGUGAGCUGGAAGCAGAAUUGGCAGUACUCAGAGACGCGGCUAAUGCCCUGAGUCGCGAGUUACAGGACUCGAAGGAGGCAAAACAAGAUCUAGAGAUUGAGUUGCAGAAAGCCAUGAGUUCAAAGCGUGAAUUCGAACAAGAGCUGGGACAGCUGAAGCAUGGACAGGAGAUGUCAUUGCAGACGGAGGUCCAAAUUGUCGAGGAAGGCGAACAGUGGAAAUCGAUGGCAAGUGUGUGUCAAAAACUGGCGACGACUUUGAGAGCGCAGGUGAAGACCCUGACGGAUGAUAAACAGAAGCUGGAGCACGCUAUUAGUUGUUGUCAACGAUCGGUAGACAACCGCCUGAAAACUCUUGAACAAGACCGGCAGAACAAUGAAGCGGAAAAUGCGCAUCUUCGGACCGAGUUGGCUCGCCUGCGGCAGGACCGUAGAGCCAUGGCGCUCCAAUUCCGCAAACUUGAAGAAGAGAACGUUGACGAUACGUUGGCGGUGGAAGAGCGAAUGCAACUCACACAAGCGCAAGCGCGCCACAUAGAACUUGCUACCCGAAUCCAGGUGGUCGAGCAAAAGGUUUCAUCGUCAGUCGAUAUGGCAGCUCACAGUCGGCUGCUCGUAGCGGAGAAUAACGAACUCCUCCAUCAACUGGAGAAAGAACGUUAUCACUCGGAAGAGCUUGCCCGAUCCAAUGCCACGUUGAAAGCAGCGACAGAGACGGCAGUAAAGCAGCUCAAGGAAGUCGAAAUCGAACUCCGCGCAAUUAACAGCAGUCGUGAUCCGAGUGAUGAACAGCAUGAGACGGUGGCUAGCUUGGCUAGACUGGUAAUUACCGACCUUAAGAGACAGCAAGAUGAAUCUGUGGACGCCGCGGUGGCAUCGAUGCAGGUUUUUCAUCUGACAUCCUCGCUCGAAGAGCACUUGCAUCAUCUUCGCGCGCUGCGUGAAACCCAAGAUAUUUGUCCGACUUCAAUCAGCAGCAACCAAUGA